AUGUUCCUCUGUACCCACAUUCCCCUGUACCCACGUUCCCCUGUUCCAUGUUCCCCUGUACCCACGUUCCCCUGUACCCACGUUCCCCUGUACCAUGUUCCCCUGUACCCACAUUCCCCUAUACCCAUGUUCCCCUGUACACAUGUUCCCCUGUAUCCAUGUUCCUCUGUACCCACAUUCCCCUGUACCCACGUUCCCCUGUUCCAUGUUCCCCUGUACCCACGUUCCCCUGUACCCACGUUCCCCUGUACCCACGUUCCCCUGUACCCCUGUUCCCCUGUACCCACAUUCCCCUGUACCCACGUUCCCCUGUACCCCUGUUCCCCUGUACCCACGUUCCCCUGUUCUCCUUUACCCAUGUUUCCCUGUACCCCUGUUUCCCUGUACCCACGUUCCCCUGUUCCAUGUUCCCCUGUACCCAUGUUCCCCUGUACCCCUGUUCCCCUGUACCCAUGUUCCCCUGUACCCAUGUAUGGUUAG
Messenger RNA from Sphaeramia orbicularis (orbiculate cardinalfish), 480 nucleotides. Its product is annotated as vegetative cell wall protein gp1-like. The transcript has a single exon. Bases 1 to 480 code for a protein of 159 amino acids. Lineage: Eukaryota; Metazoa; Chordata; Actinopteri; Kurtiformes; Apogonidae. The record is from RefSeq and is a predicted model, not a curated record.